AUGACACACGUUCUCGAGCACGGAGUCCCUCUAGGGAAAACCAUCGUCCCGAAUUCUGGAGGUCUGCCUCCGGAAGAAGAUGAGCAUACUGAAAUUCUGUCGAGCUGGGCCGACAAAUACAGAGGCGCAACCGUCGCUGAUCUCGAUCUCCCUCCUGCGCUAUCUACCUCGCCGAGUACACCUCUCUCCUCGGCCAUGCUGUCUGCUUCCUCUCACGACUACUCCCAUCUGACGGUGGUCUCAGACGACACCCGCUCAUUGCUUGGCUAUUUGUCGAUUGCCCGUCUCAAGAAGCUCUUCGAAUCUGGAGAAUUGCAACCAUCAGAUCCUGUUGAGAAGGCCAUGGUCAAGUUCAAGAGGGGGAAGCGGAAGUACCGGACCAUCAGCCUGGAAACGGAGCUUUAUGAACUGGAAGGCUUCUUUGAGAAUGUGGGACCCCUGGCGACCGGUGAACCCCAGGAAUUUGCGGUCGUCACUGACGCCGGCCGGAAAUUCGUGCUGGGUGUUGUCACUCGAGAUGAUCUGGAGAUGUUUGUGAAGAAAAGGCCAUAUUGA
Messenger RNA from Exophiala spinifera, 555 nucleotides. RefSeq lists its product as uncharacterized. Lineage: Eukaryota; Fungi; Ascomycota; Eurotiomycetes; Chaetothyriales; Herpotrichiellaceae. The record is from RefSeq and is a predicted model, not a curated record. The transcript has a single exon. The coding region runs from base 1 to 555 and encodes 184 amino acids.